UUUUGUUGUUCAUGAUCUACUGAUUAAAGUUAAAACAUGAAGCUGGUUAUUUAUUAAUUACUUUAAGAUUUAACAGGUGUCGGUAUUAGGAUUUAGCCAGUCUUAAUCUACUUGAACGGAUAUCGCUUUGUGUCAACGCUUUGGUCCAAUUACCAAGUAUAAACCUUUCCGGCACACUAUCAAACCUAUGUUAAACCUAACCAUAGCCUUCAGUCGCUCUUGAACUGAUUGCGCGCGUCAAACUAGCCUGGUUCUCGACUUGAAAUAUUGGUUCCCAUGAAAAAUUUCAGGGACCGGAAGCAACAGUGAGCGGUCAUUGUCUAUUUUUUUUACGCCUGUGGAGAGAAAAAUUUGUUUCCAGGCCUAACAACAUCAUGUGUGUCAGUAUAGGUUGAAUACACCACUUCAUACACCAUGUCAGAGAUAUUUCUGCAAGAAGAUGUCCUUUCACUUCUGGACAACAGAUUUAUUGUCAUCAUUGGAGAUUCCAUUCAGAGGGGUGUAUACAAGGAUUUAGUAAUGUUGCUGCAGAAAAACAGAUAUCUUGCAGACAGAGACCUUAGAGCAAAGGGUGAGUUCACAUUUUCUGGUGAUAAACUGAUCGAAGGUGGACAGUAUGGCGAGAUGACGAAUGGUGUGAGAUAUCGGGAGGUGCGACAAUACCAGACAGAUUAUCACUUGAUUAGGUUUUACUUUAUAACUCGAUGUUACAACAGUUAUGUAGAGUCUAUACUAAGUGACCUAUCAAAAGAUCCCCUACCUGAUGCUGUAAUCAUGAAUUCUUGUCUGUGGGACAUUAGCAGGUAUGGACCGUCGUCAGUGGAACAGUAUAAGAAGAACCUGAACACUCUGUUUAAGAGAUUGAGAAAGGAGCUUCCCAAAACUUGCCUUAUCAUGUGGAACAUGACUCUACCUAUAUCAAAGAAGGCAAGAGGUGGUGUUCUUAUACCAGAGGUAGAGCACCUAAAUGUCAGCCUUAGACUUGAUAUUUUAGAGGCAAACUUCUAUGUACACAAGCUGGCUUUAGAGUAUGGAUUUAAUACAUUGGAUCUUCACUACUACCUGAGACAUCAGCUACAAAGGAGGGCAGGUGAUGGUGUACACUGGGAUAUGACAGCUCAUAGAAGAAUGACAAAUCUGAUCCUGACUCACAUGGCAGAGGCUUGGGGUGUCAAGUCACCUGAAAAUGCAAAGAAAGUCCUUCUGAAGCAUGAGCAACCAUUGAAAAAGACUAGCAACAGGCCAAAGAAUUUCAACUCCAACUUCAAUUUUGGACUUGGCAAUACUGGACAAUCAAAAACUAAUGUUCCGGAGAGAAGUCAGUUUGUAGGCAACUAUAUCCACAAUAUGGUCAACAACAGAUACAGUGUCAUGCAAAAUAUUCAGAUGUCUGGCAUCGGCAAUCAACCUAUACCACAGAUGAUGGACUCAAAUUUAGUCGCCCGCCAGUAUGAGCAUUUGAGGUCAGUACGCCAGAACGUGGAUGUUUUCAUGCCAAGUACAAACUUCAGUCCGCAAGGAUACCAGGUUAGAAAUGCAAACUUCAUGGGAGUAGAUAUGUCAGGAAUGAGAAUCCCAGACAGUCUAGAAAUGUUGAAUCAGCCAUAUGGAAAUCAGAAUUUUGAGCCGGGCCUCAGAGGUCAAGGUUUUGGGUACCAGCAAGGUAGAGAAAGAAACCUACCCUAUAGGUCAGCAAAUAGGGGGCUUGAUCCAGCUAGUCAUGCAUACUUUCAUGCAUUUUAGUUAAGAUCUCCUAUUUCACAUGUAUGCAGAGUUAAGAAUAGGUGACCAGAUUAUAAAAGAAAGAAACAUGUAACAUUUAGAAGUUAAGAAUAACUGCUGUGUUAUUUUAUUAUAGUUCCAUGUUUCAUUUAAUCAUUGAAAUGUGAGGUUUUCACAUAAUUAUAUCAUAAAAUGGUUGUUGAACCAUUUCAUAUCAUAUUAUUUAUCUCGGUUUUGGUUUGAAUAUUUUUAUACGCCCAAAGGGACGUUUUAUGUUAUGACGCAGGUGUCUGUCCGUCCGUCUGUCUUUCUGUCUGUUAGCAAUUUCAUGUCCGCUCUGUAACUCUUGAACCCCUUGAAGGAUUUCGAAGAAACUUGGCACAAAUGUUCACCACAUCGUGACGAUGUGCAAAGUGCAUGUUUUGGAUGGCUCGCUUCAAGGUCAAGGUUACACUUAGGGGUCAAAAGUCAUAUGACUUUCCAGUACUAUGUUACUAUAAAUAGCUUAUUUUGUAACUUUUAUUAUUAGCCAUAGGGAAAAACUGCGACCGCUUUUCUGUGCUACAGCAUGGACGGUACCUCCAAUAUAUAGGUGUAUUUUGACGUAUCUGUACCUUGUAAGGAUUUUUUUUCUGGACUUAAAUUUUUUUUUCUCGACUGUUCGAAGAAUAGGGGAGCUAUCCAACUCGCCCCGGCAUCGGCAUAAGCGUUAGCGU
Messenger RNA from Mercenaria mercenaria, 2438 nucleotides. RefSeq names its product PC-esterase domain-containing protein 1A-like. The transcript is spliced from 8 exons. Lineage: Eukaryota; Metazoa; Mollusca; Bivalvia; Venerida; Veneridae. The record is from RefSeq and is a predicted model, not a curated record. Bases 415 to 1743 code for a protein of 442 amino acids.